Acanthopagrus latus (yellowfin seabream) is the source of this 2503-nucleotide messenger RNA. It is a transcript of the gene rnf122, whose product is annotated as ring finger protein 122. The transcript is spliced from 6 exons. The record is from RefSeq and is a predicted model, not a curated record. The coding region runs from base 443 to 910 and encodes 155 amino acids. Lineage: Eukaryota; Metazoa; Chordata; Actinopteri; Spariformes; Sparidae.
CAUCGAGCCAGUGCUCCACUUCGCCCUCCUCUUCUCUCUAACAGAUGCUGCUGCUGGGUCACUGUUAUGCCGUCUAUUAAUAAUAACACAGCCCAAACGAGCCACAGCGAGGACAGACGAGCAGGGGGGGAAAUCCAACACCCACAUUUCUCGAUUUUUCUUUCUCUCCAAGCAGCGCGCGAAUAAUGUGACAUAACCUCGCUUCAACUUCCGACAAACGCGCCUUUGUACUCGACUGUUUUUUUAAUUAAUUAAUUUAUUUAUUUUAAUUAUUCUACCACAGGUGCUAUUGUUUUUUUUUUAUUCCGUCCCCGCUGCUGGCAGACAGUCUCUCGGCUCUGCUGCUGCACUUUUAUUGCGGUCAUCCAUCUGCUCGGGCGGCUGCGGCUUGUUGGUAAACACGAAUCGGAUCCCGCCGGCGAGGACUCCCUCUGGUGCAUUGAUGCACCCGUUUCAGUGGUGUAACGGGUGCUUCUGUGGUCUUGGACUGGUUUACUCCAACAAGUCGUGCACCAUGCCGCCCAUCACCUUCCAGGACCUGCCCCUCAACAUCUACAUGGUCAUCUUCGGGACAGGCAUCUUUGUCUUCAUCCUGAGCCUCAUCUUCUGCUGUUACUUCAUCAGCAAACUACGACACCAAGCCCAGAGUGAGCGGUUUGGAUACAGAGAGGUGGUUUUAAAAGGAGAUCCAAAAAAGUUGAGUCUUCAUGGGCAGACGUGCGCCGUGUGUCUCGAGGACUUCAAAGUGAAAGACGAGCUGGGAGUGUUGCCAUGCCAACAUGCCUUCCACAGGAAGUGUCUAGUAAAGUGGCUGGAGGUGCGCUGCGUCUGCCCCAUGUGCAACAAACCCAUAGCCGGACCCCCUGAGCAGCACCACAGCAUAGGGACUCUGCUGGAUGAACUGGUGUAACCGCUCAACCCCUGCCAGCCUGGGUGGGGACGCCGGCGCCCGGCCAAACACCAGCUGGUUUAAGUUAGCGACCAACAGGACGAGGAACACUGUUUUUGCCGUUAAAACACAGCAAACAUGAUGAUAGUAAUUUGGGGUAACCUAGUUACCACCCGGAGAAAGACUAUGAAGGAUGCUGUUGCCUAGCAACCAUCUCGGAGAUGGCAGCACAACACCUUGUAGUGUCUGAGAGAUUAUCUCCAUCCACCCACACAUCACUCACUCCACCACUCUUCUUUCAACAUCCCCCUAUUCACCCGCUCCGUCACAUCUUCUCGAGUGAGGUUAAUGGCACAGCUGAAGUGGAGGAGACACAGUUGCGUUUUUCACAGCAAUGUGAACAAGUGAGUGUUCCAUGAUGACGGAAGGAGGCACUGACCGCCUCUCGGAGCAUGAAUGAGUGCUAUUUGUCACGGUGGUCACAGAUAUGAGAUAUUAUCGAUAUUGGAAGAGGUUAUUGUGAAAUUAUGGAUGCCACUGGAGGAGAGGUUUUGAGACACAGAGGAGGUUACACUUCUAACAAUCCAGUAAUUUAGUUUCAAAUACAAAAGAGAAGUAGAACAAGGGUUUAACAAAACUUGUCCAGAAGCCAAAAAAAAUGUAAGAGAAAUUUAAAUAUUCUGUGGCAAAGGUGAUUGAAGCGGAUUCACGCCUCAGCAUGAGGAUCUAAAUUAUUCACAGAAGAAGCGGCUCAAACUGCAGUCCACGUGUAGCAGGUUAGUGUCUUUGCUGAUUUGUUGGACCGAUACUGAUGUGUAAAAUCCAUAUGGGGGCUCACUUCUACAGUGAUAUAAUGUAUGUUCAUGCUCCAGUUGUUUUCUCAUUCAGACAUGUUUUAUUUGUAAGUGUUAAUAUAGAUGGAAGGCACUGACACCUCCUGUCUCUCGCUGUAACAGUUAAGUUCUUUGUUGAAAUAUGUUGAUUUUUGUUUUGUUUUUGUUUUUUUUUAGAUAUUGCACUUUGAAUUUUCACAAGAAAAGAAAAAAGUUUCCAUGCCUUUGUUCUUCUAAAAUGUUCGACUAAGGUUCGUAUGCGGCACAGCAGGUCCUCUUGUUUUCAGGUGUGGUGAAUCUUUUAUAAAAGUCUGUGAAGUAUCAAGAGACGCUGCCUCUUCUGAAGAUAAAGGAAAGCAGACCCUCUGUGUUGUUCUGUGAAUCCAUCUGGGAAGCAAUUUAAUCUCACUCGCAUUUUUGUGGCAUUAUUGCUGGUGAUUCAGUUUUUACAUUCCACAGUUGUACUGUAGGGUCUUUUUUUUGUGUGAUUUACAGCGAUUCAGAAAGCGAAACACUGCCUAAAUUGAGCACAAAACUCACAAAGCACAUACAGACGCCACCUGCACUGUAAUUUAAAAAGCCAAACACACACACAGGUGAGGCUGCUGGAGUCACACGAGUCUGUUGUGUGCCAAGAAAAGAAGAAAUAAAAAAAAACAAAAAGGAAAAGCCGGCACGUGAGAAAACGUUUGCUCGGAUUCUGGCCACAUUCCACAUUUUUGUAAUCCAACAGAUGUAAAUAACUUGAAACAAUAAUAAAUACAGUUGUCUGUUUUGCUCA